AACAACCAAAUCUAUUCGAUGGUUCCGUCCCCAAUGUGUGGGCUUAUUGUUUUCAGUUCUCUCGCUCCUUGCAGCAAAUGCUGUUCUGUCUCGCCGCUGCCACCUGGCCUUGCCUGUGUCAAACAAAACACUUACAGCAAGCGUAUUUCUCUAUUUUUCAAGAUGUUUCGACUGCUUUUCCCAUUGAGCAGACGUUGCUUCACGGCAGCUCUCAGCUUUUAGGGCGUUACUCAGCGUUAAAACUUAGAAACCCAGCUCGGUAGAUGAGGUCAGGUUUAUUUUCCCACAC
Messenger RNA from Colletotrichum destructivum, 289 nucleotides. RefSeq lists its product as uncharacterized. The record is from RefSeq and is a predicted model, not a curated record. The transcript has a single exon. NCBI's taxonomy places the organism in Eukaryota, Fungi, Ascomycota, Sordariomycetes, Glomerellales, Glomerellaceae. The coding region runs from base 19 to 222 and encodes 67 amino acids.